CCCCCUCCCGGGCGCCUUGGCGACGGCGCUUCCGCUCCUCCCCUGACAGCGCAUUGCGGGGGGAACUUGGAAAGAUGCCGGUUCACUCCCCUAACUCCCGGAACCGAGAGCGGGAGCCGAAAGGCGGCGGAGGUGGGGGCAGGCCUCUAGGCCUCCUGCAGAGAGCGGCUACCCCCGAACCCCCGUCGCCUCGGCACCGGGUAGUGCAGCAGCUGGAGGCGGCGGGCCUCCGCCCGGACUCGGCCUCCGGCACCUACCCCUGUCCCCAGCCCGAGGAGGACUGCAUGAAGCUGAACCCGUCCCUGCUCGGCAUCGCCCUGCGCUCGCUGCUGGCCGUCGACCUGUGGCUCUCCAAGCGUCUGGGGGUGUGCGCCACCGAGGAUUCGGCCUGGGGCAGCGCCCGGCCUAUCAUGAAGCUGAUCGAGGUGACGGGCCACGCCAUCCCCUGGAUAGGAGGCACCUUGUACUGUCUGUGCAAGAGCGACAGCACUGCUGGACACGAAGUGCUGCUCAACCUGCUGCUGGCUUUGAUCCUGGAUCUGGUCCUGGUAGGUAUUGUCAAGUCACUGGUCCGCAGGCGUCGGCCUUCACAUAACAAGAUGGACAUGUUUGCUACUUUCUCUGUGGACAGAUAUUCGUUCCCAUCGGGCCAUGCAACCAGAGCAGCACUGGGAGGUCGAUUCUUCCUCAAUCACUUGGUUUUAGCCAUUCCGCUGCGCGUUCUGGUUGUGCUGUGGGUUUGUGUCGUAGGACUGUCACGAGUGAUGCUGGGAAGACACAAUGUGACUGAUGUUGUUUGUGGAUUUAUGAUGGGGUAUCUACAGUAUAGCCUGGUGGAGUAUACGUGGUUGUCAUCCAGUAACCUGCAGACAUUUCUGAGAUUAUGUGGACUUAAAUAAUUAACUGUAGAAUUUUUUUUGUGUAAUCCAUAUCAGUUCCAACUUAUGUAUUGUGUACCCAACACACUAUGUAAAUUAAUAGGUUUGAAAUGCUUUUACUUGACAAUUACUUGAUUUUAUUUUCUAUGACCUUUCAAUUUGACACUAUAACUUGUUUUAACUAAUGUUCAAAACCACCAAAACAUCGUCAAGACACUGAAAUUGUAAUAAGUCAAAUCGCAGUGGGAUUCAUCCACAAUUUCCCAUUAAGCAGAGCUUCAUGUCAGUUAAGACUAAACACAUAUGUAACAUAAUUUGUUGACACACACACUGUCAAGAACAAAGCCAAACGAAAUCACUUAAUGCAGAAAAUAUGUGACAGAUGUCUUUAUUUUUCAAUUUGCUUACAACUGACAGUGGCCUUCCCCUGUACAGUAAAGGGCAUUGAAAAUGUCAAAUGUUAUCUCUGGGAAAACUAAUAUUUUUUUCUGCUUAGCAUGCUGUCUUUGGAAGACCCUGCCAUGGUUGCAGUGCAGCCAAAUAUGUGUUCUGUAUUUGAAUGCUUUUGUGUAAAAUCCUGAAGCAUCUCUCUUGUCUUUGUGGCUUUAUCCACGUUUAAAAAUGUCUCUGUGCGUGUUUGUUCAGUUAGAUGGGUGAGACCAUUUUGCAGCCAUUGCUGCAGACUUUCCAAUGAUUUUGUACUCUAGUGUGGCAUAAUUCUGCCCCAAACUGUUGACAUAGUUAUGAGAAUUAUGAACAAAUUCAAUUAAUCCAGAGUUGCCAGUCCAGAACUUUAGCUUAUCACGGGUAUCCAUCCAUUGGAUUUUCUUUUUUGCAUUGGAAACAGAGUUUUGUGUUAUCAGAAUUUGACUCAUCAUGAUUUCACUGGAUUUUUUUUGCUUACUUCUCAAUUCGUGCGUAUUUGUUUUCUUAGCUAGAAAGAGACUCGUUGAGAAGAGUAUUUCCAUUUCUUAUCAAGUGUUACGGUACUGCCACAGUAUAAGACAAUGCUUCUUCCAGGUGCCUGUUUUGAGAUCUUUACUACUAGUCCAGAUGUGCAGAUGCUGGUGUUGGACCGGACUGGGGUGGACGAAGUUAAAAGUGACAUAACACCAGUUUUUAGUCCAACAGAUUUAUUUAAAAUCACCGGCUUUCAAAGCACUGCUCCUUUUUCAGGUGAGGUGGAAGGAGGUGCGCAGGCACAGAACAUAGAGGGGGAGACAUAAUGGCAAGAUAAUUCCAGGUCAUUAAGAGUAUCAAUAGAUAAGUACAAAUAGUGUGAGUCAAGUGUCAACAGCCUGAAUAGCAUGCCUUUGCAGGUAACCAAGAGUGUCAACAGAUAAUACAAAGUGUAAAUCAAGUGUCAGAGAAUAGAAUAGAAUCUUUACAGUGUGGAAACAGGCCCUUGGGCCCAACAAGUCCACACUGACCCUCAGAGCACCUACCCAAACCCAUCCCCCUAUAACCCACCUAAUGUAUACAUCCCUGAACACUACGGGCAGUGUAGCAUGGCCAAUCCACCUCGCCUGCACAUCUUUGGACUGUGGGAAGAAAUCCACACGGUCACAGGGAGAAAAUGCAAACUCCUUACAGACUCACCCGAAGGUUGCGGGAACAGCAACUCAUAUUCCGUUUAGGAAUCCUGCAGCCCAAUGGUAUCAAUGUGGAUUUCACAAGCUUCAAAAUCUCCCCUCCCCUUCGCUGCAUCCCAAAACCAGCCCAGCUCGUCCCUGCCUCCCUAACCUGUUCUUCCUCUUGCCUAUCGCCACCUCCCCACCUCAAGCUGCACCUCCAUUUCCUACCUACUAACCUCAUUCCGCCCCCUUGAUUUAUCCCCUCCCCACCUAUACACUCCUCUCCACCUAUCUUUUCCUCUAUGCAUCUUCGGUCUGCCUCCCCCCUCUCCCUAUUUAUUUCAGAAUUCUCUCCCCAUCCCCCUUUUCUGCUGAAGGGUCUCAGCCCGAAACGUCAGCUUUUGUGCUCCUAAGAUGCUGCUUGGCCUGCUGUUUUCAUCCAGCUCCACACUCUGUUAUCUCGGAUUCUCCCGCAUCUGCAGUUCCCAUUAUCUCUGAACUCCUUACAGACAGUUGUCUGAUGGUAGAAUCGAACUCAGGUCCCUGGCACUGUGAGGCAGCAUUGCUAACCACUGUGCCAUUGUGCCACCCCUGUCGACAGCUGAAUAAUAAGCGAAGGGAUGAUCUAUGAACUGAUUAAUAAGGACAGAAAGAAUUACAUAUCAUUGAAAAAAUAAGAUGAUGCUAGAGACAAACCAAGUGGCUGGAAUAAUAUCAGUAGGUAUCAGUCACAUAACGAAGAUCUAACAAAAGUAAAAGGUUCUGUGGUACUAGCCCAGAUGACAUUAAAAUUAUGGCCUCCCAGGAUAUAAAUGGGAAAUCAGCCAUAUAGUUCAAAACAGUUUUCCUAAUGUGUAUUCUUCUCCAUGGGCAAUUGGACCUAAGUUAAUUUGAGAUCCUAUGGAAAGAAACUUGUUGCCAGUUUCAAAUUAUCACCAAAUUUGAACCAGGUCUCAGAGGCAAAACUAGUCUUGGCAUACUGUUCUGUCUCAUUUCUGCCAGGUAGAUUGUGUGCUAUUUGGGAACUUGAUUAAAAUGCAGGCUGAGUACUUUUUUGUAAUUCAUAAAUACAAAUAAGAAAUAUUCAAUAAACUGCCUUUGUUGCAUUAUUAUACUUUGUAAA
Molecule: messenger RNA, 3575 nt
Organism: Stegostoma tigrinum
Lineage: Eukaryota; Metazoa; Chordata; Chondrichthyes; Orectolobiformes; Stegostomatidae
Gene: plpp6
Product: phospholipid phosphatase 6
Exons: 2
Coding region: 75-899 (274 amino acids)
Molecular function (GO): sphingosine-1-phosphate phosphatase activity
Source: RefSeq, a predicted model, not a curated record